Molecule: messenger RNA, 3900 nt
Organism: Xyrichtys novacula (pearly razorfish)
Lineage: Eukaryota; Metazoa; Chordata; Actinopteri; Labriformes; Labridae
Source: the annotation of a GenBank genome assembly
GUGACUCUAUUUGAUGGAUCAGAGAGUCCAGGUGGUCCAGUUAGAGGUCAUACCUGCAGCGAUGGCUCAGGUGAAGGCAGCAGGAGAUGCAGUGAGAAGUCAGCAGGAGUGUCCAGAGGUUUAUUCUGAUAUGAUGACGGUCAGCUCUACAGCAGGUCAGUCUAAAAAAUACCCUUAAGAAUAUCUGAUUAUACUAUUAUUGGUAUGGAGUCAGCUCUACAAUAUUCAUUAUUUAGAAUAUUAAAAUAUUUAUACAAUCAUUUUACAGCAGAACUGGUUUUCCGGCUUUCCCCCAAAAGUGUUUUUUAAGUGUUGCACUGUGGUCUAGAACUUAUUAGUUUAGGUUUUUAGAGGAAAUAUAAUUUCAGUAUAUAAAAACUUCUAAUUUCUUAAAUACUGAAACGAGACACAGAUUUAACCAACACAAAAACAAACAACAAAUUUGACUGUGGGCUGAAUGAAGGGGUUUCACUUUUCAUUUCUUUGUAAACUUUUUUCAGCGCAGUUUGACAGGCAGGAAUAAUCUCAGUGUUGAACUUGUACUCUACCUUAGUUAUUUGAGUAAUAUCAUUAGAUUUCCCUGCUUUAUUCCAUGUAAUCUUAUUAAACUAUAACUUCAAAUUAAAGUUGAUAAAGUGAGUUUUAGGGGUGAAAAAAAAAAAGGAAAGGUGGCGAUCAUUAAAUUCAUCAUUUCACCUUGUCUAAAGUUUGAAAGAAACCUCCUCCUGUGUCUCGUCCAUCAUUCAUGGUGUGAACCAAAGGUCUGCUCAGGCCACCAAUUUGUCAAAUUAGUCACUUUGUUUGGUAAUCUCAGUGUAAUCCUGCAGGUUCUGGUAUCUUUUUCUCACCAGCUUGCCUUCAUCAGCUAAAGCUCACUCGCUCUCAGGUUGCCCGAUGGCAGUGGGAACCAGAAACUCAUGUAAUCCUCCUUUAUUCAGAGAGUCAUCUGUGAAAUGCCCCUUAAUAAAUUAACGACACUUUUUUUAUAACACUGAGGAAGUGUUGAGUCUAUUCAGCAUCUUUUCAGGGCAUGAACUCUUUUUCUUCCUCCUGAAAACAGAUAUUGGAGACUCUGUGAGAAGGGGGUCACUGUGCGAGACCUCUGUGUCUGUGGGUCUCAGCAGGAGAAGCAGCAGAGGUUUCCACCCCUCCCCCGCCCGGAGACGACACCGCACCUCUUUCAGCCACAAACAGCUGGAGCAGCUGGAGGGGGCCUUCGCACAAAACCAGUACCCUGAUAUCUACUAUAGAGAGGAGCUGGCCCGGGUCACCAAGCUGAAUGAGGCCCGCAUACAGGUGAGAAACAUGGGUACUCGUGUACUACUACUUUCUGAGAAGAUUUGGGACUUUGGGGACCAGUAAGGAGAUCCUUCAUCUUUUCUUCUGGUCCAUACAGAGUAUCCUUCAGUUCUGUUAAUGUUCUGCAAGCAUAGUACCAGCUUUGACCAUCAGAGGGGCUCUUUAGGGUACCCAACAGUCAUAAACACUUUUUCAGCAGCAGAGGGGAGAAUCAGGUGACAUGAUUGUUGAUGUGAUUGUGAAGAUUGUCAUGCAAGACAAAUGAUCAUGAAAACAGACGAUAAAAUGUUAUCUUAAUUCUCACUCUGAAAAUUUCUCAGAGUCCAGAAGAAGUCCACACAGUGUUCUUUGUCAGAUUUAGGAAUGUGGUUUACUGUGCUACAUGAUACAGUUUUAUCUCUUUUUUGAUUGAUUGCUCUUAUCACAUUGGAAAAUUUGUAAACAUCCAAUUAAAGAAUUAUAGAUUAAAAUUUAAGGCCUAAACUUAGCUUUUUUUUUUUUUGUAAGUAGGGGAGAUCGGGGCUUGUUGUCACAUGGAUAAGUUGUCACACUGCAAUUAUAUUUGCCACCAGAGGGCGCAACUAAAAAGUGGAAUACUAGUUUUCCUCCUUUAUAUGGUCAGGGGUUAUGUCCUGUCUGAGAAUAGAAGAGCAUAUUGUGAGCUGAGAUGAGCGCCAAGUAACCAUUUUGCACAACCCAAAGUAAAAAAAAAAACUAUAUAUUUUAAAAUAAGUUUAUUCCAGAUAAAAAUCCAAGCAGUGAUACACGUGGACUUGUUAGAGGAGAGAUUAAGGUAUCCUGUCAUUCCUCAGUCAUUGUUGUGUUUUACACUAACUAAAGUUAGAACUUUAAUUUGCAGACAUGGUACUUUGGGGCAACAUGUCUCAGUCAUUUUGGGGUUGGUUGUCACAUGUUUAAAAGGAAUUAAAAUGAACAUAGAGAGUUUAAAGGAGAGGAGAAGGCGAUAAGAUAUGGUCAGGAAUUUCAAAGAGAAAAACUGAACAUGGCAGUGCAGUACCUGACGGUGGGGCAACAUGUCACGUGUUCACACUCUCUAUUUGAUUGCUUAUAACUUUGCACUGAAACAAGAUAUGAAAGUGACAUAAAUAAGCAAUACAUACCUGAGACUUUGGUCUUUCAUCUGGUACACAUUUUGUUUAUAAAUGAUGUAUUGAUUCCUAGAAAUAUAUAAGAAUGUUAAAAGUGUGACAACCAUCCCCGGUCUCCCCUACAGAGAUCAAGUUUUUGUCCUUCAGUUUCUCCCUUGUCUAGUUGGGAUUUUAUGUUUUGACAGUAUGAGAGGGAGAACUGUGUCAAGAAAAACUACAUUUGUUGAUUUUUUGUUUUUUUCCAUUUACAAUAAGAUAAUCUCACAUGUCCUCUGCAGGUUUGGUUCCAGAACAGACGGGCCAAACAGAGAAAGCAGGAGCGCACCUCACAGAAAAUCCUCCCCCUGGGUGUGAUGUCCGGUCACAGGGGGCUGCUGGGAGGUGUUCAUGUCCAGCCGUCCAGCAUAAACCGACAGUUCUACCCCCAGCCCUUGACUCACCUCCCUCGCCUCACCCCCAUAAUACCCACUGGCCCAUAUUCCCGUCACCCAGGCCCUGUCCCCCAGUGCCCCUGUCCACAACCAGCAGCAGCCCCACGGCAGCACGACGACUGGUUCAACCCACUGAGGAGCAACAUCCCCUCCUCCAUGUUCCCCCUACAGCCUCCGGAGCCGCCCGCUCACUGGAGCUAAAGAGUUACAGAUAACUUCAUAGUAUUACAGUUUUAUCCCACAACUUACGCUGUAAGUGACUUUAAGGCACUAAAAAAGUUUGUAGUUAGCUUUGGUAGCUUGAUUUAGCCUGCAGCAGUGAAACAAAUGGAAAUGGUUUCAAUGAAAUCCACCCCUGAUCAAAGUACGGUACACUGUCUGAAGUUGUUGUUGUUGUUGUUGUUGGUUACAAUAUCUCAUCACACUUAAAGCUACCAUGAAGAGUUUUCUUUUUUUUUGAUGGUUAUCAACAACACCAAAAUAAAAAUUGAUGCCUCUUUGUGACCCAAGAAACAAGAUCUCAUUAGACUUUUAAUUUCUAACACUUGUAGCUGUUGACAGGGGAUAGGUGUCAAAUACAAUGGUAUUAACAGUUGUAGUAACAUUUGCUUACAUUUUCUACAGCAAAUAUUCACAAUGAUUGUUUGUCUAUCCAAAGACAACAAUAAAAGAUUCUACUUGGGAAAACACCAUUAAAAAAAUAGAUACAACUGUGUCCACAGGGGGGCGCCAAAAUAACACAAUUUAACACUUCCUCACAGGAGCUUUACAAUAAGCCUCACUGACCCUGCAAGUCUGCAUAAAGAUCUUAUUUUGAGUUACAGUGAAGCAAAAUUAGAGGUUCAUAAGAUCAUAUUAGAAAAAUAUCUUUCAACACAACAAGCAAAAAUUCUUUCCCAUUUUUGGCGUGUGAUAUCUUCAUAAAAUUAUCCUCGAAUAUGAGUUUUUUCUGGGGUUGUCAGGCCAGUGUGAGUUAUAUUAGUGUGAUGGAUUAAAUACACUUGCUGUGAUUUGAGUUUCUGUUAUUGUAAAACCUCAAGUGCUUUUAAUAAAUACAGAUC